AUGGAUACUACUAUUAGUCAGUCCAUCACCAUAUUCCUAAUCACUUUCUUAGUCUUGCUUCCCCAUAACUCAGCCAAAUUCUGGUGGAAAGUUCAUUAUGUCCACAUACUAAACCACCUGAGUGACCCCUCAGCCCAGUUACUAGUGCACUGCAAAUCAAAGGAGGACGAUCUCGGACUUCAUUAUAUUGCAGUAAACAACGAAUUCCAAUGGCACUUUCGCAACGAAGUUUUCAAGCAGACUCUGUUUUGGUGUCGUUUGCAGCCAUCCCACAACAUUAGAACGGCUGCUUUUGUAGCUUACAUAAACAACGAAGAGCAAACUCCUAAGGAAUAUGGAUACCAUAAUUACUGGAUUGGUAAAGACGAUGGAGUCUAUUCCAAAAGGAUGAAUCACGAUAAUAAUCAAUGGGAAGAAAAACUGCAGGUUCGUUGGGAAUAG
This is a messenger RNA of Linum tenue, 441 nucleotides long. The record is from the annotation of a GenBank genome assembly. Lineage: Eukaryota; Viridiplantae; Streptophyta; Magnoliopsida; Malpighiales; Linaceae.